Athalia rosae (coleseed sawfly) is the source of this 4782-nucleotide messenger RNA. RefSeq lists its product as uncharacterized. Gene Ontology annotation, cellular component: nucleus. Gene Ontology annotation, molecular function: RNA binding. The record is from RefSeq and is a predicted model, not a curated record. The transcript has 11 exons. NCBI's taxonomy places the organism in Eukaryota, Metazoa, Arthropoda, Insecta, Hymenoptera, Athaliidae. Bases 1191 to 2390 code for a protein of 399 amino acids.
UUAACGUCCGUCGCGGUUCCCGCAGAUGAUCGCGCGGCUGUUUUACUGGAUAAACGUUUUUCACCUUCGUUUUUACCUUUAUUAAUCACGCAACGCUUGUCAAAAGAGUCGCAGUUCAUUUUCGCUCUUACAAUUAAACGUACGAGCGUUUCACAUUCGAUUAGCAAUCCUCUUCCCAUGCGUUUCGUAACUCCGACGCAAAAGUUUUCGCUAUAAAAUUAACGGGUUGUCGAAUACCUCCGGAUCGCAGCAGAUUAGAUAAACAUCGACGAUCAUUCAAGUAUCUUUUUUCUUUCGAUUUUACCCACUUUACUUUUUUUUUUUUUUUCUCGACGUUACCGUUCGGAGACGAUCUGGCCGAGGGCCAAAUCCCCCGUAAUUAAGACGCUUAAUUACCACCCUACUGCGGUAGAUCUGAGAAAUAAAAGAAACUAAUGGAAAAACUAAAAUAAAAUGGAAUUGAACAAAUGACUGAAGAACUUUCGGGCACGCGUUUCCUAAACUUUCACCCCUGACCAGGUGCAAUCUUCAGAACGGAAUAGAAGACAACGAUUUUAAGAGUUCGGUAAAUCAAUUGUGCAGACGAUAAUCUGAAUUGUAAUCCGAUUGAUCGGUGUUUCACCUGAAUACCUAAGCGUUGUCGGAAUUAUCCGGUAUUUGUGUAGCCUAAUUUUAAAACAGCUGUCUCUGCAUCGAUGUAGUUUUCCCAAGUGAUCGGGGGCGGGGGUUGAGAGCGAAUUGAAUACCGCGGCGCUACGACGAGUGUGAAGAAAAAUAUUUACAGAAGAAAGGUUUACAACAUAAAUAUUUCUAGUAGUUACAAACCGGAAGUAGAAUAACACUAGAUAUUUUACUGAACAGUCGGUGCUGUGUGAAUGUGAAAAAAUUUACAAAAAAAAAUCGAACAGAAAAUACGGGGGGAAAAAAACUAAUUUUACUUUUGGAUGAUUGAAGCGUAAGAGGAAGAGGAAGCCGCCGUAGCUCGCGUUGCACACCAUUUAAAAGUCAAAUCCUUGUCAGAGUGAGACCCUAGAGAAUACAAGACUACGUUUCGGGAUAUUCCGACGCCAGACUCGAGCCUUACUUGAUCCGAUUAACCGAGAGACCAAAACCAAGACCGAGAUCGGGACCUGAAGGAACCCGAGGGCUGCGGGGGUCGGUCCUUAUUCUGAGUGGAACACGCGAAGAAAAUGAAGAUGAGCAAAGUGGGUAACCAGACGAACUCCCAGGAUCCACAGGCGGUUAAUUCGCGAGUGUUUGUUGGGAAUCUGAACACUUUUCAAUGCAGUAAAACCGACGUUGAACGCAUGUUUCAACGCUACGGGCGUCUUGCCGGCAUUUCCAUGCACAAGGGAUACGCCUUCGUACAAUUCACCAACCCUUUCGAUGCCCGUAGUGCCUGCCUCGGCGAGGAUGGCCGAACUGUCCUAAGUCAGGUACUCGGUGAGUGUCCCCAGUGCUUAUAUGUCAACAUGGUAGCCGAACCGAAGCCCCAUCAGACCGGACGAAAACGUCAGAAUGUCGCAAAAACGGGAAACGACUGGGACUACUACUACGACAGCUAUUACGCGUCGACGGCAUUUCCUCCCCGUCUGGCUCCGCCUUUGAAACGACCUCGUCUCAUGCCCCCGGCGAGACCUCAACAACCGAAACAACAAAAACAACAAGUUACGGUCAACAAUACCACAAUUCCCAGCUUGAACCAACUCAAAGUUUACAGCAACCCGGAUAUCCUGAUAUGCGGUAAUUGCAGAGAAAUGUUCACAGACCUCGGUGAACUUUUGGAACACAAACGAAAUUACUGUAAACUACGGUUCACUUGUAAAUGUCACACGUUCAACGGAGCAACGCCAAAAGGCGAUUCGACGGCCGCGUUGCUAUGCGUUCUCUGCAAGGACGCCUUUCCCUCGGCGUGGGAACUGAUGGUCCAUGCGCAAGCGGCUCAUAUGAUUAAUAUUUACGAAUUGGGAACCAGACCGCAGAGCCCGAGAUCCGGACAGAGUCCAUCACCCCACAGCCCGAGCCAACUUGCUAAGGAAACCUCCCCCUCGCCGCAGGAUCUCCAGGAAAACAAAAGACUGGAAAGCGACGAACGCGGGGAAGAAGAGGACCUGGACGGCCACGAGUUACUCCCUUCACCCGACAGCGGCAAGUCAACGGACAACGAAGGAAUACCGUCACCGAUUAAAUUGCGUUCAGGGGUGCUCGGUUCCGACCACGAGGACUGCGACGAACUCAUGGAUGUCGAGAAUACCGCACAGGCCUGCAUCAUGCACGCACUCAGCAUUGAUUCAUCUUUGGAACGUACGUCGAACGCGAGCUCGCGAGGGGGUCAAUCGGACCCGGUUGUAAUGGCGUUGACCAACGGUUCGCUUUCAGCAAAAGAAUGAACUGGACUAUUCAAAGAUUUGGUCUUCCCUCCUACUAUAUUAUAUUAUAUACUAUACUAUACUAUACGUGCGUGGAAGUUUUUGAACUUCCGAUUCACCACCAAUCAGACAUAUCGGGGACAUUAUACCCGUCUGUAAAUAGCUUAAAUGUCCCCCAAAUUAACCCUUACCCCGCAUUUUUCCUUCCAUCCAUUUCAUUACCCACGUCCCUAACAUUUAAUUACCUUUCAUACGAACCGAAAAGAAAAAAGAAACCAACAAACGAAAUUCGUAUGUAUAACCAAACACACGUGCAUAUAAAAAUCUAUCCACACGGACUAAAUACGUAAGUAUACAUAAACUAUCAUUGAAUUAAUUGAAGAAUAUAUAAAAAAAAAAAAAGAAGGGAAUGAGAAGAAAAAAUUUCUUAGCAAAAAGUGGAUCGGUGAUUCGUCAUUGAAAGCGUCCAGAUACCAAGAGAAAUAUUGAAAAGAAAUGAAAUAAAUAAAAUAAAAAUAAUUAAAGGAAAAACGAAUAAAUGAAAAAACAAUUAGAAAAUAUAUAAUAAACUCGCCAAUAUAUAUAUUUUGCUACUAUUAAUUAAAAUAUGGAAUAAUCUGGAGAAAUAAGUUUGGAAUAUUUAAAUUCCCUGCUCUGUUUUCAUUGGUUUUCCAAAUAUAAAAAGUCAUUUACUCGAUUCUCACAUAUUGUACAUAUUAAAUAAAGAUGAAUAAUGUUAAAAAGGAAACAAAUGCGAAAGAAAAUGAUUAAAGAAUAAAAUAAAAAGAAAUACGGUAUUAUUUUUUAGAAAAAGAAGAGAUGAAUAAAGAAAAAUCAACUUGUAAUAAUAUAUCAGUUAUAAUUGUUACGCCCGAUACUGGACGGAUUCGUUGACGACAAUCCCGUGAAUAAAUACGUCUUAAGUAGGCAACGUUUCAAAGUACACAUAGAAGAAGAGAAGCAGAAAAACCAAAGAAAGAAAGAAAAGUCAAAAUUGAAAAAGCGAGAAAUAGGAAGUAUCCAAAAUAUUGUAAAUAAAAAUUCUCUCGGACGAGACUAACGUAAGAUGUAUACAGCUAUACGUGUAUAAUAAAAAAUUCUACCGCUUGACGUGACCGAGUGAAAAAUGAAAUAAAUUUCAUCCGACAAACGAUAUUUUAAUGAUUUAUAGGCCUAAAAAUAUGCGUAUGAGCAAACAAUCAUUAUAAUGGAUUUUUCAAGACAUUAAGAAAUUGAGUAUAGAAAAAAAUAUCGUCGCCUCGGCCACGUGUACAGCUGCUCUCUAUCGAUAAGUUACGUAUAAUACUCCCUUCUUCAUUUGGAAAAAAAGAACGAAAAAAUGAAAAAAGUUGAAAAAAAGUAACAUAAAAUAAAAUAAAACUUGUGUGCGUGACGUCACUUAAUUUAACAUAAAGCGCGUAAUGUGGUAAGCUCUCACACAUCCUUCUGCAGUCUCUUAAUUAAAUAAUUAAUUAAAUGAAUCACUGGAAACGAAAUGAGAAGAAAAAUGAAUCAUUCGAAGUUACAUUUGAAUCUGCAGCAACACGAGUAAUUAUUCGUUUUCGCAUGUUCAAUUAUUGUUGCUGACAAAUGUGAACAUGAAUUACGAACACUGAAGGUUUUAAUAUUUGAAUAAAAGAGAAAGGGAGAGAAAAAGAAACAAUUAUCACGAAUUGCGAAUCGUUUUCAGCGAUGAUAAAAAAUAGUGAAUUUAAAAAAGAAUUAUAUAUCUAAUAAAAUUGAUAGUCGCAAAUCUAGUCAGAGAUGAGAUAUAUCUGAAAGAGAAUUGCUGAUAUACUUCGCAAGUAAUAAGAACAAGAUAAUUAAUUGAAUAAAUAAAAAUUCUAUUCUAUCAUCGUCACAGAUUCAUUGAUAAACGACUCAACUACUGGUCUCUUAGUGCCGAAUAUUUGAUUGCUAGGCUAUUCUAUACUUUAUUUCUAUUAAAAGCAUAUUUUCAAAACCUUUAUCAUUAACGUACUAAUAUUGAAAGAAUUUUAAAGAAAAAGAAAAAGAAAAAUGUUAUUAAAAAAAAAAGGAUUCAAAAAAUGAGGAAUAAAAGAUACAUUCGUCAAAAUACUAUGAAAUUAAUGAACUGUAAAGUAUAUACAUAUGUGUAUAUAUAUACAUAUAUAUAUUAAGAGCGAAUCUUGGUGAGAAUAAAAAUGAAGAGAAUAAAAAAAAGAUUAAAGAAAUUUCUCAUAAGCAAAUAUAAACUGAUAAUGAAAAAAUCAAGAGAUAAUUACAAGGGGUGGCAGAAACUUUGCGAUUCUCUUGCUGUAUAAUCUGAUGUUAUACUCGUAUUAAUUUAUUACUAUAGGAAUAGAACCAAAGGUUAUUUGUUCAUUGUCGUAUAUAAACAAUGUUUUAUGUAUCAUUAUCAUCUUAAUAAAAAAUACGUUACGUCUUUUAA